GUUACCAAAUCUCCGUCGUGCGCAGUCUCUCUCUCACUCCGGGGGACGCCAAAACCCAAAACACUUUGACUUCUCGAGUUCCUGUCCGAUUCCAUAUUUUCCCCGCUAAACCCAAAUGGGUUGGCCUCAGAUUCCCCAAAGCGCGCUGGCUCCGAGCUGCUAAGCCGGUAGAUUUUGGCCUCAAGGAGGAGAAGAGUAGGGGAAAAAGUACAUGGCUGUUGCUGUGGGGCCUUCGGCCUCCUUCGCCUCGCCUUCCAUCUGUUCCUGUUCUGCUUCCUUUCACAAGAAUCUAAAGGAACAUUUCUUUUUUGACGUCCUUCAGUUGGCAUCAUGUAGAUAUUCUGACGGGAAAGAAUAUGGGAUGCUGAAGCUAAGUAACGUUGAAGGCCAGAUUGUACAAAAAUCUGCUAAGUCAAGGAAAGGGUUUCUAGUAAGGCAAUCGAUGUUUUCUGCUACUUCUGAGGGACAACCAUUGUUCACUAAGCUCAAUUUGUUUACUUCAGAGUCAGAAGUGUUGCAGUUUGUUUCCAAAGAUGACUCUUUAAGAAGCAAUCCAUCUCAGCUUACUGAAAGAACUGCAGGAAAACCAGGGUUUGCCUCUUUCCUUGGUUUUCCUUACCAAAGCAAGGAAGGAACUUUUGGAUCUAGUCCAAGCAAGGAAACAUCCAAAUUUUUCUGGUUUAUUGGUCCAACUGUCUUGGUAGCCUUCUGGAUUUUUCUGUCACUUUACUUACGGAAAAUACUUUCUACCAUAUUUGAGGCCUCUCUACUAACAGAUUUUCUUAUAUUGUUCUUUACAGAAGCUCUUUUCUAUUGUGGAGUUGCAAUUUUUGUUCUGCUAGUGGAUCUUGUCUGGAGACCUGUGCAGACACCUAGAAAUAAUUAUUGGUUAAAAACCCAGUAUGGUUCUCGCGUCUCAUCUGUUGCAACUUUGGUACUGAGCCUGAUAAUUCCUCUUGUAACAAUGGGCAUGGUUUGGCCAUGUACUGGGCCAGCCGCUUCAACUACUCUGGCACCAUAUCUGGUAGGACUUAUUGUACAGUUCGUGUUUGAGCGGUGUGCGUGUUAUCAAAAGUCACCUGCUUGGCCAGUCAUGCCUGUUGUCUUUCAGGUAUAUAGACUGCAUCAAUUGAAUAGAGCAGCUCAGUUGGUGACAGCACUCUCCUUUUCAGUGAGGGGAGCUGAGACAACAUCGCAAACAUUGGCCAUAAAUAAUUCUUUGGGGAUUCUACUAAUCGUUCUCCAAAUCUUUGGAGUCAUCUGCAUCUGGUCACUCUCGAGCUUCCUCAUGAGGUUCCUUCCUUUUUCACAAGCUAUACCUGAGUCCUGAUCUCACCAUAAUGUUCAUGAUCUCUUGUGACAGUAGGGAUUGCAUUUUGUCCUGGGCAUUUGUUUGCAAUACAAAAGGGUUAUCUUGCAUUUUGGCUUGCAUAUGAUACAAAAUUUCUAUUUAAUACGCAUGGAAGCAGAGGGUUAUAUCAAUAGCAACACCAGACGCAUUGCUUUAAAUGUAGAGAGGAAGUUUUAACUGCAAAUCCACUAUUUAUUUUCUUACAAUGCCGUUGUCGAUCAUUGAUAAAAUCUUAAGGUCUUGAAAUAUAUGGAGAGGUGAACUUCGGGAGAAGAGGAGGCCUAAAAAUGAUGGCUGACUGGAUCAUGCAACCAUUCUCGUGUUUCUUUCGUUUUCCUUUGGGGUGGAACGUGCUGUAAGCUUUCUUUAACAUGUCAUAAUUCAAAGCCAAACUAGUGGUUUUUGUCUUAUAUUUUUG
Messenger RNA from Elaeis guineensis (African oil palm), 1769 nucleotides. RefSeq lists its product as uncharacterized. Lineage: Eukaryota; Viridiplantae; Streptophyta; Magnoliopsida; Arecales; Arecaceae. The record is from RefSeq and is a predicted model, not a curated record. Gene Ontology annotation, cellular component: chloroplast.